This is a messenger RNA of Naegleria gruberi, 2559 nucleotides long. RefSeq lists its product as uncharacterized. Bases 1 to 2559 code for a protein of 852 amino acids. Gene Ontology annotation, molecular function: protein binding. NCBI's taxonomy places the organism in Eukaryota, Heterolobosea, Eutetramitea, Acrasida, Naegleriidae. The record is from RefSeq and is a predicted model, not a curated record. The transcript has a single exon.
AUGAAAAAACAGCUUCUUCCUUUUCUACACAAGACAUUUUCUGUGACCCCAACAGGAUAUAGAAAAUAUAGUUCCUCCUUCGGAAGCGGAUUUACAUAUCAUGAGGAAUCAUCAUUUACACAAAAUGUGGAAGAAAAAAAGAAAAGAAACAGAAUUAAACUACAUGAGGAGGUUAUUAUUUCAACAUCAAAGAAAUUUAAUCAUUCAACAUCUAGGAAAUCAUUGAAAAUAAUUUCAUCUAAUACUAAUUUAUCAAAUGAUAUGGCAAUUAAUUUAAAAAAAUUAACACAAAUUGCUAAUAAUUUUAAUCCAAUUUUUGAACAAUUGGAUCGAGGAAACUAUCACAAAGCAUUGUUUUUAUUAGAAAAAGGGAAGGAUCUAUUUGAUUUCAUAUAUGAAGAACAUGAUGAAAACUCGGAAAAAUAUACAGUAUUGUCAAUUGCCAAGAUUUGUGAUACUCUUCUUUGCCAUUUUGAUCAAACCAAAGAAUAUUUAAAAAUUCAAAAGAUUUUAAUAUUUCUGAAAGAUUACACAAAGGAUAAUUCAUGGAAUAAGAAAAAUAUUUGUGAUCCAAUCACUCAAAAAGGAAUAUCAUUUCUUGUGAGAUUAUCUAUUAAUUCAAUGAAGGAAGAAUAUGGAAAAAGACUGUUUGAAGCUGUUAAUAAUAAUGAAGGAAAUUCUUCACCUUCUGCUCCUUCCCUUCAACUCUUGUUGGAUAUUUUCAGACAGGAUGAUUUUACCAAUGAUUCAUCCAUGCAACAAUGUUUAUCAUUUGUUGUUGGAAUGUCUAAUAGUGAUUAUUAUAUUAUGGAUAUUUAUUCACUGGAUAUUAUUUUGGAACUUUUAAUUGAAGGAAGAAAAUAUGAAACGGCCUAUCUUUUGGUAAAGCAAGAAAGUGAUAGAUUAAUUCUUCCAUUUAUUACUUGUUUGGCAAAUGAUCAUACUGAGUCACAUUUCUUUAGCAAUUCGCAUGUUUAUGAGAUUGCACACAAAUUAUUGACAAUAUUUGGGGAGUGUAAAUACUAUGAUCAAGUUUAUGAGGUAUACAAGCUCAUUAAGAGACCAUCCCAAAGGUGUUUUAAUUUAUUAAUUUAUUAUCUGUCGGAAUCUAAUAAGCCAGACCAUUUGAGGAUACUAAUUGAUAUUAUUCAAGAAAACAUAACUAAUAAGAGUAAUUAUGUUCAUAUUAUUUCACCUAUAAAUAUUAGAGACCUAUUCAGAUCCGAGUCAAAGGCAUCUAGUUUAAUGACCUAUGAACAAGUAUCGACUCUGUUUGACAUAUUCCUUAACAAGUUAAAUAUCAAAUGUAGUACUAGAAUUUUAAAUAUAUUUUUGAAUUUACAGUUAAAACAUGGCAAAGAAGCAGAUGCACUAAAAACUUUGACUAAAUUUGAGGAAAAUGGUGUACAAAUUAAUGUCUCUACUCUCACCAUCAUUCUUACCUACUUGGCUAAUAAUGCCAAGUAUGAAGAUGCUAUUAAAAUAUGUGACAGAAUCAUUCGAGAGCCACUCGUAUUUGAUAUACCAUUCCUCAAUAUUGUAUGGAAAAUUUAUCACGAUUUUAUAUGGAACACCAUGAUGACAAUAGAUCAUACAGUUAAUAUUGGAACUGAUAAUAUACCAACCACUUUCAAAGCAACUAAUAUUCCACUUCUUGAGUCUAUCAAAGCAUUUGAGAAGAAUAAUCAAUCUUCUCUAAUUGAUUGGAAGAAGAAUUUACAUGAAAAUCCUCUAUUUGACACUACUAAAGAGAAGAAUAUUUCAACCCAAACCAUGAUUUUUGAAUAUCUGGUUAUACAAAUGGAGAGAUCAUUUGACAAAUACAUACUGACAAGUUACAGUGUUAUGGGAAAACUCAAUGAAGAACAAUCGAAGAGUAAGACAAGCAAGGCCGAUUGGUACAUGCCACAAUCUACAGCUAGGCAUUUAAGGUAUGGAACUAGGUCAAUGGAUGAAGAAUCUUUUCUUUCUUCUUCUGAUUCCAGCAUUCCACACUUUUUACAAAACAAACAAUCCAAACUCAUAGCAUCUGAUACAUGUCGAUUAGAUUUGAGAAUAUUAAUUCAAAAUUAUGCUAUCAAACCAAGAUUGAGACAAAUUGAUGAUUUGCUAGAAUUUGUUUCUGGUGCCUAUUCCAGAAAUAAUUCUCUCAGAAGAUACUAUUAUUUGAGAGUAAUCAUUUCUCUAUUGGAAAGUGGAAACAUCUCUCAUGUUAAAUUAUAUGUCAAGUACCAAUUUGAAAAUUGUGAAAUGUCAAUCCAGGAACGAAUCAAUACCAUGCAUCUCGUUCUUAAAACUAUUCGUUCCAAAUACAAUGCCACAAUUAGGGAUCAAUAUAGAACUGAAUGGAGGCUAUCUGCAAUUGAUUCUCUCACCAAAUUAAUUGAUUUGCUCUCCAUUGAGGAAUGGAAUCAAGUAAUGACCCAGUGUGGAAUGAAAAAUCAAUUUGAAAAUUACGAUCAACUCACAGAUUGGAUCAAGAGAAGAUUUCUUUCAAUUCCAAAUUUUAAAUCAACUUACCGUUCAAAUACUAGCUCCACACCUUCCAUUGCUAAUUAA